GGCAGAGGUGGAGCUAUGGUGCGCCGUGUUUGGUGAUCCAAUUGUGUUUCCCCUGAAGAUUGCUUGCGAUGCGGACGUAUGGGAGUUGAAGGAGGUUAUCGUGAAUGCGAGGAAAGCCCGUCAACCCUCACUUCAUUCAGCUACGUUGACCUUGUACUGUACUUGGCUCGGAAGUACGACGUGUGGCUGAAGGGCGUCUACAAAAUGAGGGCAUUUCUACGCAAUGGUGAAAGUACCGAGUACGAGAAGACGCUACCGGGUUGGACACUUGACGAAGAAGAGUGCUUUGGAGUCGAGUCGCCCCCUCCACCCAACGUAAUCGCGAAAUGUGUCAGUAGCCGACCUGGAUUCCGAUGAACGUGACCAAAUCAUGAAGAAAAUGCCUCUAAAGACGAAUGCCCCCAUUUUAAUGAGCCAACUGACACAUCCGGAGUAUUCUUGGAUCCCAGAAGAGAACGAGGGGUGUGAGCGUGCUGGGGCCAUGACGUACUUGCGUUUGAACGAAGCUGGUGGUGUGAUGGGGACGACUAUCAGUUGUUAGAUGUCGCCGACGAUACAUCAGAUGCAUCACUGCUGGCCAUCAUGAACAGUGUCUACGAUGAAUGACCGGCGCAGCUGAUAUGUUGCUGGUUAAACGGCGAGGCCUAGCAUCCAACCCCUUGGCUGGGGUCAUGUUGGUCAUCGCUAUCAAGAAGGGAGUUCAACCAUCACAUAGUGGUCAGGCGUUGGGGCAGCUUGAGCGCUUGAGCGCCAGCCCCAAGGCCCCUCUACACUGCUACCCCAUGAGCUUGUUGACUGACCUGAACAACCACUGGGAGUUUACCUGGUUCAACGACGACCACUUCGUGGGGAGUGCGGGGAGUGAGUACCGAAGAACCCGUUUGACUUCAUUAUGGCAGCCGUGAUGGAGAGAUAUGGAUCGUUUAUUGUGCCUUUCAUGGACCAGGUGAUAAAGAAGCUUCACGGGUGACGACUUCUUGCCAUGCCUAGUGAUGUUGACGAUGAGGUGGUGUAUUGAGGGCAGACGCUUUGGAGCCCAAGUUUUUGAUGCUCUGGUAGAUCGUAGAAUAUCGGUUUAUUGCUAUAAAUAUUUAAGCAGAAGUUCCAAAUCAC
This is a messenger RNA of Aphanomyces astaci, 1113 nucleotides long. RefSeq lists its product as hypothetical. Lineage: Eukaryota; Oomycota; Saprolegniomycetes; Saprolegniales; Verrucalvaceae. Bases 603 to 905 code for a protein of 100 amino acids. The record is from RefSeq and is a predicted model, not a curated record. The transcript has a single exon.